AUGCACGUGCUCCGGCCCGCGUUCAUUGUGUUGGGGUCAAUCCGGCCCGCGAGUGCAAAAAGUUUGGUGACCCCUGGACUAGAUAGCUAUCGCUAUCUGGGGGUGCUAGAAGACAGAUGCAGUAAUGUUCUUAAAGAGGAUGUACUCAAAAAUAUUAAAGAAGAAAUGCAAAAGCGUAUUGGAAGACUAUCGGAAACUAAACUAAAUGCAGUCAAUCUAUUUAGAGCAAUUAAUGAGCAUGCUCUAUCGCUGAUUAACUAUUAUAUCGGUCUACUCGAUCUGGAACCAUCUUGUUUCGAAGAAAUGGACAAGUUUGUCAGAAAGCUGUUGGCUGAUUUGAAAAUUCACAUGAAGCCAGCCUGUAAAGAAAGACUGUAUCUGCCAAGAGAUACACUUGGAAGGGGACUUGUAUCAGUUGCCUUUAAGGCGGAAAAAAUGCUGUUGGACUUCAAAACCAAUUUGGAAAGGCGAAAGUUAAUCUCCUUGAGAAAAGCAGCAAUUUUGUGGGCCGAACAGAAAAGGAAAACCCAUAUGGCCACAAUCACAGAAUUCCUGCAUUGUAAAUAUGGAACAACCACACUCGAUGAGAUUGCUAAAUCACUACGUGACUUGCAGAUAGAGUCACUGUUGCUUAGUAUUAAAAAGAAAAGGUUGCAUUCGAAGCUAUUUGAGUCGCUUGAGAAUAAUACUUUUGAUAUCCCAACAUCUUCAACAUGGCUAAAGAAAGGGAAUAUAUCUCCUAAAUCUGAGGCAAUGUUCUCUUUUCUUCAAGACAGAAACGUCUUUUUCAGAAACUCUGAUGAAAAAUGCCCACAUUGUAAAUCCUCGCCUAAAACCGUGGACCAUCUUGCGACGCGAUGCAGUAGAAUGCUAAAUUCAGAUUAUACCAGAAGGCAUAACGAGAUUGUGAGGUGUUCACAUGCACUUGUGUCGGAGAUUUGGAAUGAAGAAGUCCAAGAGACUGAAAAACCACUCCGUGCAGUGUAUAAUGUCGAAUAG
This is a messenger RNA of Octopus sinensis (East Asian common octopus), 999 nucleotides long. RefSeq lists its product as uncharacterized. The transcript has a single exon. Lineage: Eukaryota; Metazoa; Mollusca; Cephalopoda; Octopoda; Octopodidae. The record is from RefSeq and is a predicted model, not a curated record. Bases 1 to 999 code for a protein of 332 amino acids.